Molecule: messenger RNA, 1914 nt
Organism: Trypanosoma rangeli
Lineage: Eukaryota; Euglenozoa; Kinetoplastea; Trypanosomatida; Trypanosomatidae
Product: putative nucleoside phosphatase, putative,guanosine diphosphatase
Exons: 1
Coding region: 1-1914 (637 amino acids)
Biological process (GO): nucleoside diphosphate catabolic process
Cellular component (GO): membrane
Molecular function (GO): nucleoside diphosphate phosphatase activity
Source: RefSeq, a predicted model, not a curated record
AUGAAGGCGUUCUUGGCACGAAACCGCGGGACGCAGCGGCCCUGCCUCGGUCUCACCUUUGCGCUGCUCUGCGCGUUUGUUGUUGCGGCGGUUUACCUCACGGCGUACGGCGUUGGCCGGAUGUCGGUGGUCACGCGCGGGCAGGAGAAGUUGGAACUCACCGCCCGUAUCGUCAGCUCUAUGACGGAGCGCCUUUUGCAUUGCGAGGCGCAACGGCAGCAGCUGAGAAGCGGCCAGGCGACUGCGCGGAUGGCACUCGAGAUCGCCAGGGACACGCAAGCAAAUUUGGAGACGGAGCUCGAGCUAUUCCGUAGCCGCAACACCCUCAGCCUGCAGUCCGUGGAGGAGUGCAAGAAGGAGUUGGCGUCGCUGAAAGAAAAAGGGGUCGGCGUGCUGCUCUCGGCUCAGAUUCUCAACCGCCUCGCGGAGGAGCGGCAGCUCUAUCUGAACACCCUCGCCGUCGUCAAUGCAAGUAGCGAGGUGGGGCGGUCGCAGACGGCCGACCUUUGGGCGGCAACCGCGAAGGAGGUCCGCAGGUGGGAGGCGGCUGUCCACAGCAAUAUGAAGCUUUUGCAAACGUGCAAUGACGCGACGCAGCGCUACAGUAUCGUGUUCGACGCCGGAAGUACCGGCAGUCGUGUGCAUGUGUUCCGCUACAGGUUGAUUUCCAAACCACACGCUGACAAGUUCACCGGGCACGUCAAGCGACACUCGCUGCUGCCCUUUCUGCGGCUCGAGGAUGAGCUCUUCGUUGAGAACCAUGAGCCUCUAUCAGGGUUUGACAACGCCACUUCCGCCGCCGUCUCACUAUUGCCCUUGUUAGACGCCGCAAAGUCAUACAUACCGCCGUCUCUGCAUGCGUGUGCGCCGCUUGAGCUGAAGGCAACGGCAGGACUCCGACGCGUCGGCCGCGAGCGUGCACAGGCUGUACUGCACGCCGUUCGUCGCGUCUUUGAGCGUGGACCAUUUUGGAUACAGUCGGAGUUGAACUCCGUGCGCAUUCUUGAGGGAAGAGAGGAGGGGCCGCUUGCGUGGCUCACUGUGAAUUAUCUUAUUGGUACCUUACACGGUGACGCCAAAACAGCCACCAUUGUCGACCUGGGUGGUGGAUCGACACAAAUCGUCAUGCAUUCUAAUGACACCGAUGGGCUGGACGCGUCUGCGGAGUUUUCACAUGUGUUUAACGUGAGUGGUCGUUCAAUUGUGGUGUAUCAGCACAGUUAUGAGGGUAAUGGAUUACACGCCGCGAAGGAGCAGCUGCUUCAGGCGGUGGCCGCCAGCGUAACGGGUAAAGGCCUUGCCGCGCAGGAGUUGAAUACUUCUAACAGCACCGGAAUAGAUAAUGGGCUUAAUGUCUCGGAUGAUGUGGUGCGUGAUGCCUUUCCCUGCUUUCCAAAGGGAUACGUUCACAUGGAAAGUGGCAUCUCCAACACGCGGGAUGGGGGUCAGGUGCCGUCGAUGCAGGCCUGCUCGGCCCUCUUCCGCCGUCACGUGGUGCGGAAGCAUCAACCGUGCGGCGGUGCGUCCUGCGGGUUUAACGGUGUCUUUCAGCCAAACAUUUCUGUUGCAUUAACAGGUCCUGUGUACGUCUUCUCCUUCUACUACGAUUGCCUGAAGCCUUAUAUAAAAGGGGAGGUUAUUCUCGUACAGGAUGUUCUUCAAAUUGCAACUCACGUGUGCCGUUCCAUGAAGGUUGUACAAGAAUUCCAUGCAACGAAGGAUACGGCGAAAGGAGGAGGGUUAAGAAAGCCCGAAAUGGAGUGUUUUGAACUUUCCUACCUCUUUACGCUGCUUCACGACGGGUUUGGAUUUCCGCUGGAGCAGCGGCUGCACAUUGCAAAGAAAAUCAACGGAUUUGAGGUUUCUUGGGCACUUGGUGCCUCUCUGGCUACCCUGGAAGGCCAAUCCGCCUAA